This is a messenger RNA of Linum trigynum, 255 nucleotides long. The record is from the annotation of a GenBank genome assembly. NCBI's taxonomy places the organism in Eukaryota, Viridiplantae, Streptophyta, Magnoliopsida, Malpighiales, Linaceae.
AUGGCGGCGGCAGGCUCGCCGGCCACGCCAGCACACCCACCGGAAGAACCCCAACCCCCCGACUUUGCGAGCGGCAUCCGCCGAUUCCCUGAAAUCUCAUCGUCUCCGGAUGGCAAGAAGGACAGGGAAGCGCAGCAGGCAAAAAAGCGAGUUCGGCCGCUAGAAUUCAAUAAAGACAAUGCAGGCUUGGAAGAUGUGAUCGUUGAGGAUAUUACGGAGGAAGAAGAGCAAGAGGAUAUGAGCCCGGAAGCCUGA